Molecule: messenger RNA, 2045 nt
Organism: Anastrepha obliqua
Lineage: Eukaryota; Metazoa; Arthropoda; Insecta; Diptera; Tephritidae
Gene: inc
Product: BTB/POZ domain-containing protein KCTD5
Exons: 6
Coding region: 610-1248 (212 amino acids)
Biological process (GO): protein homooligomerization; proteasome-mediated ubiquitin-dependent protein catabolic process
Cellular component (GO): Cul3-RING ubiquitin ligase complex; cytoplasm
Molecular function (GO): cullin family protein binding
Source: RefSeq, a predicted model, not a curated record
CUUCUCUGAAAACAAUUUAAGGAAAAAAGAGGUAAAAGAGGUAAUCGAGCGAGUAUUGAAUGAAACUGGCAGAGCUGGUGAAAAGGAAUGUAAACUGUGUUAUUAAUAAAUUAAAAAAGCGGAAUUAAAUAAUUGGAGGCGGAAUUGAUUCUCAAAACUGCAUACUCUCAUUUUCUAAGAUAAAAGAUAUACUUAUUUUAUAAAAAAUUUAAGCAAAAAGACUAGCAAUAAAUGAAAUUACCAGGCAGAUUUGGUGGCCCGUGAUUGAUCAAUUAAAAGGAAAAUAAAAUUGCAGCUAAGUGCAUCAUCAUAAAUUGCACCAUUGUCCGGGUAAAGAGCGCGAUUGCAAGAAGUUAGGAAACAUUCCAUAUAUGCUGAAGGUGAAAAGUUGUCUAUUGUGAUUGCCGUAGCUGAGUUUAUCCUGCUCUACAACAACUAAUUGUGCGGGAAUUAACAAAUCCUGCAAAGGAAGAGCGUAGUCUCACACAGCAAAAAUAGACAUACUCCAGCUUGAAUUCGUUUAAGAAAGUAUCCUUGAAAAUUAGAGCAAAGCUAUAGGCUUAAAACUAGAAUUAAGUUCUGCUUUAGUAUCUACGAAGUGAUACAAUUAUGACAACAAUAAAUAUAAAUUCACGCAAAAGUCCAAUGCUGAAAAAGCAGGGCACCGACCAGUGGGUGAAGCUGAAUGUGGGUGGCACAUAUUUCCUAACAACAAAGACGACACUCUCCCGUGACCCAAAUUCGUUUCUAUCUCGUCUAAUACAAGAGGAUUGUGACUUAAUAUCAGAUCGGGAUGAGACAGGCGCUUAUCUUAUUGAUAGAGACCCAAAGUAUUUUGCGCCAGUACUGAACUAUUUGCGACACGGCAAAUUAGUUUUAGAUGGCGUCUCCGAGGAAGGAGUUCUAGAGGAAGCUGAAUUCUACAAUGUGACACAGCUGAUAACGCUGUUGAAGGAGUGUAUAAACCAUAGGGAUCAGCGACCACAUGCCGAUAAGAAACGUGUUUAUCGUGUGCUGCAAUGUCGCGAACAAGAAUUAACUCAGAUGAUCUCAACUUUAUCGGAUGGUUGGCGAUUUGAACAACUAAUUAGCGUUGGCAUGCAGUACACAAACUAUGGCCCAUUCGAAAAUAAUGAGUUUUUGUGUGUAGUCUCAAAGGAGUGCGGAUCGUCAACGGGUCGCGAACUGGAGCUGAACGAUCGCGCCAAGGUGCUUCAGCAGAAAGGCUCUAGAAUUCUCGGAAUUUAAAGUAGAAAGAAAGCGAAAUGUCACACCACCACCACCACCACCACCAUCUCCCUACACCCCUGAAUCUAUAAUGAACGAAUUUGCGUACUAGUGCUCCUACCACAACGCUUACAACCAUCAACAGCACCACCACUACCUUAACCAUCACCAAACACAAUUUCUACCACCAAGUCCCCAGCUCAAUUUACCAAUUCACAAUUCACCACUAUAACCUUAUGCUUAUCAAAUACUUUCGACAUAACAACAGCAAUCACAGCAAUCACUGCUACCAUCGCCACGAAACGUCAUUAUCGAUUGUCCUUUUUUUGAUCAGACGAAUACAACCACAACAAAGCAAAAAAAAAAAGCAAUGCGCUCUCAACCACGUGCUCAGUAAUCGCUCACAAUGACAUUUACAUACAUAUGAAUACAUAUAAAUAAUUGCAAAAAUAUUAAUUUUAUAUAACAAUAUAUACUCUGCUUCAUAUUUCUACUUGCGUAAAUACAUACAUACAUAGAUACUAUACAUAGCCGUAUAUAAUAACAUUUAUUUGUAAUUGACAUCAAUUCACAAAACGAAGAAAAGAAAAAAUGCGUCGAAGGCGAAUCUGCAACAAUAUAAAUAGAAAAAGCUUAGGAAAUGUAGAAUGAAAAAAAAAACAAAAACAAAAGCAAAAAAAAAAGGAAGCAAAACAAUAAAAAUUAAAAUUAACAGUUUGUCUGCAAAGUUCAAAAGCAUUAAAUGUAAUGUUGUUGUCACGCGUUUAAGAUUGCAAUUUGAUUUGUUUCAUUAAUGUGAAACAAAAAAAAAACAUAAA